AUGGACCAGCCACCGAAUGGAUUCGCCGCCGGAGGUUUCUUCACGCACAUUGAUGGGCAAAACCGUUCUCCCCCUUCUGUAAUUGUAAUUGGGGGAGGGAUUUCAGGCAUCGCAGCCGCACGUGCUUUGUCUAAUGCUUCAUUUAAGGUCACACUCUUGGAGUCGAGGGACCGACUUGGUGGCCGUGUGCACACUGACUAUUCUUUUGGUUGCCCAAUUGACAUGGGAGCAUCAUGGUUGCAUGGUGUUUGCAAUGAGAAUUCUUUGGCGCCAUUGAUUAGGAUGCUUGGGCUUAGAUUAUAUCGCACAAGCGGUGAUAACUCUGUUCUGUAUGACCAUGAUUUGGAAAGUUAUGCUCUAUUUGAUAAGCAUGGCCAGCAAGUUCCCCAGGAGAUAGUUAGCAAAGUUGGGGAGACAUUUGAGAAAAUUCUUAAGGAGACUGUCAAAGUAAGAGAUGAACAUGCAAAUGACAUGCCUCUUAUUCAAGCCAUGGCAAUUGUGCUUGACAGGAAUCCACAUAUGAAGCUAGAAGGGCUAGAUGAUCAGGUCUUGCAAUGGUGUGUCUGCCGGCUUGAGGCAUGGUUUGCUGCAGAUGCAGAUGAAAUAUCUCUGAAGAACUGGGAUCAGGAGCGUGUUCUUACUGGUGGACAUGGACUGAUGGUAAAUGGAUACUAUCCUGUUAUUGAAGCUCUUGCUCAAGGUCUUGACAUCAGGCUUAACCAAAGGGUCACUGAAAUUACUCGUCAGUACAAUGGAGUCAAGGUCACUACUGAAGAUGGCACAAGCUACUUCGCUGACGCUUGCAUAAUCUCUGUGCCACUCGGUGUUCUCAAGGCGAACAUAAUAAAGUUCGAACCUGAACUGCCCUCAUGGAAGAGCUCUGCCAUCGCGAACCUCGGCGUCGGUGUUGAGAACAAGAUCGCAAUGCACUUUGACAGGGUCUUCUGGCCCAAUGUUGAGGUGCUGGGAAUGGUUGGGCCGACACCUAAAGCGUGUGGGUACUUCCUGAACCUGCACAAAGCCACCGGCAACCCGGUCCUCGUCUACAUGGCUGCUGGAAGGUUUGCCCAGGAAGUGGAGAAACUGUCGGACAAGGAAGCCGUCAGCUUGGUCGUUUCUCACCUGAAGAAGAUGCUUCCAGAUGCCACCGAACCAACGCAGUACCUGGUGUCACGCUGGGGCUCCGACCCGAACUCUCUGGGGUCCUACUCGUGCGACCUGGUCGGGAAGCCGGCCGACGUGUGCGCGAGGUUCUCCGCCCCCGUGGAGAACCUGUACUUCGCCGGCGAGGCGGCCAGCGCCGAGCACUCGGGGUCGGUGCACGGCGCGUACUCGUCGGGCAUUGCCGCUGCCGAAGAAUGCAGGAAGCGCCUCCUGACGCUGAAGGGCAUCCCGGACCUGGUCCAGGUCGCGGCGUGGGAGGAGAUGGCCGGAGCUGUGGCUCCCCUGCAGAUUUGCAGGACCUGA
Molecule: messenger RNA, 1467 nt
Organism: Miscanthus lutarioriparius
Lineage: Eukaryota; Viridiplantae; Streptophyta; Magnoliopsida; Poales; Poaceae
Source: the annotation of a GenBank genome assembly